This is a messenger RNA of Chelmon rostratus (copperband butterflyfish), 10055 nucleotides long. Its product is annotated as receptor-type tyrosine-protein phosphatase beta-like. Gene Ontology annotation, biological process: protein dephosphorylation; angiogenesis. Bases 97 to 8163 code for a protein of 2688 amino acids. The transcript has 34 exons. The record is from RefSeq and is a predicted model, not a curated record. Gene Ontology annotation, molecular function: protein tyrosine phosphatase activity; cadherin binding. NCBI's taxonomy places the organism in Eukaryota, Metazoa, Chordata, Actinopteri, Chaetodontiformes, Chaetodontidae.
UGACUUUUUUCCUCCCCACAAAGACUCACUUCCCUUCAGCUCCUCCAUUCUGCUCAUCUGAAGCUGGAGGACGUACGAAAACUGCAGCCGAGCAGCAUGGACGCCCUGAUUCUGCUUUUCUUUAUACCCGCGAGCUUCAGCUGUGUGUCCGGUUUCCUCGUCAUGUUGACCCCGAAGAGGUUGUGUCUGGUAACCCAAGGUCAGGUCGUCGUCCUGGGACGCUGUGAUGUCACUAACCCCGCCCAGCAGUGGGAGUGGCUGGGCGGAGGCAGGUUGGCCCACGCUCAGUCCUCCAGGUGUCUCUGGGCGGAUCCCAGCCCCCACCUGCCGCUCCACACCCGCCUCGCCAAAAUCAGCGCUUGCAGCAGAGCGCCGUCGUGGAGCUGCGACAAUGCAAAGGGAGCGUUUGGAUUGGCUGAGACACGCAUGUACCUGAAGAAACUGGGAUCACGGGUGGUAAUUGGAGGAAUCACGCAGACCUCAGAGUGGAGGAAGUAUGAUGUGGACUCAGGAGGACAUCAGCUGAUGACGUCAUUAUGUCCUGAAACAGACACAACUCCUCUCUCCACCUUCUCUUAUUCAUCCACACAUAAACCCCUGGGACUCUCCAGCACCGUCUACACCAUCAGAAGUCCUGCCAUGACUGUCACUGAUGAACAGUUAUCAAAUACAGUAAACACCCAACGAACCACCAGACAGAUCACCACCUCAGAGGUCCACAGUUCAAUAACUAAUGGAACUUCAGCGUACGUGAACGACAUCACCAAACCUCGAACCAGGAGGUCAGUACCAACACAUGUCGAUCCUGAUGUUUCAACAUCAGUCGCAGAGCUGUCAGCUUUAAAUGGCAGCCAUAUUAUCUCCUCGAGUCCAGCUGUGUUCACGACUGACCGAUUCACAGAUGUUUCUGAGAGUUCAUCAGCUAGAAAUUUCCCUCAGCUCAGGACUGAAGCCAAGACAACAACAGAACAACAAGACAUUUCCACCGCGUCAUCCUUCUUGAUUGGAAAUGAACCCGAGUUGACUGAAACUGCAGCUGUGACUCUGGUUUCCUCCACAGUUUCCUCAGAGCCGAACAAGAGCGACACAACAGAUCCUUCAGUCACCUCUGAGGUCACCUCUGAACUUACCUCUGAGGUCACAUCUGAGGGCACCUCUGAACUUACCUCUGAGGUCACAUCUGAGGUCACCUCUGAACUUACCUCUGAGGUCACAUCUGAACUUACCUCUGAGGUCACAUCUGAACUUACCUCUGAGGUCACAUCUGAGGUCACAUCUGAACUUACCUCUGAGGUCACCUCUGAUGGUUUAUCUGUUGUUUCUGAUACAGAAUCAAACCUACAUACAACUUAUACAACACAUUCAACUACUAACAAGACAAUAACACACAAUGAGACCUACCUUUCACCUACAUCCACCACAACUACUCCUGCUAUGACUGCUCAUGUACCUUCAACAGCAGGUAUGUCCACAUCAAUUCUGGAGACAGAUCGACCAUCAAUCCAUCAAGUUUCUACGAAUUCCCAAACUUCACCCACAGUUACCUCAUCACUGCUGACGGUCUCUACAGUUCAUCCAAAACUAUCAGCCAGCACCAUGAUGGAAGGUGCUCCGCAGACGUCUCCAAAAGACGGGGUGAUGCCCACAGGAGGGAUCACCACCUCAACUCCAACAGUCCCACCCACAAGUCCUACACCUACAAUCACACCCAAACCCAGGACCACCCCUGUAACCACACACAAACCCACGACCAUUCCUGUAGCCACACCCAAACCCAUGACCACUCCUGCAGCCACACCCACAUCCAUGGUCACUCCUGUAGCCACACCCAAAGCCAUGACCACUCCUGCAGCCACACCCACAUCCAUGGCCACUCCUGUAGCCACACCCAAACCCAUGACCACCCCUGUAACCACACCCAAACCCACGACCACUCCUAUAACCACACCCAAACCAACUACAACACCUACAACCACAGAAACUGUAACCACCACAGUCAUCUUAACCACCACCACUCCAAUCACCACCACAACACCUGAAGCUACAACCAGAACAACCACAGCUCCUCCCUCGACAGCUCCAUUAAAAACCACAACUGCAGAAUUAACCACCACUACACCUGUCCAGUCCCCCGAGGCUUCUCGCUGCUCCGCAAACUUCACAGAAAUCAGCUCCAGCUCAGAUUCUGUUGUCGUGAAGUUCACCACCGCCGGCCUCUCCUGUAACUUCACCCUGCUUACUGACUCCCGGCCUGAGUCCACUGACUGUGGCCUGUAUGGGGAGUCCAGGAGCACCUUCAUCUGUCGCGUCCUGGGUCUGGAACCCGGGACUUUCCACCAUUUAACUGUGAUUUCCAGGAAGGAUGGAGAGAGGAGCAAUGCGUCAGCGCUCACAGACCCGGUCGGUCCGGCCCUUCUGGAAGUAAAGCUGGACCAGGUUCAGGCUCAGUAUAGAAGCCAGUCUGUGGUCCAGAACGGGUCUUCAGGUCUGCGGGUGUCCUGGUCUCGUUCUGCUGGUCACGUGGACUGGUAUGAUCUGACUCUGGAGGACACCAGCUCCGGAUCCACCCGCAGUACCAGAAUCAUGGGCUCUGCGGCCCCCCAGUCUGGUUUCAGCUCCCUGGUCCCCGGUACUCUGUACAACGUCAGUGUGGUGGCGAUGGCCGGGAACAAGAGCGCUCCACCUGUGCACACCUCAGCAGCAACAGCGCCGUCGUCUGUCCGCGGCCUCCAGGUGGCGUCCUCGUCCUCAGACAGCCUCAGUGUUUCCUGGCGGGCCGGUCCGGGCAGAGCCGAGCGGUUCAGGGUUCUGCUGACAGAUCAGGACGGGGUUCCGCUGAAGAACGUCACUCUACAAAACACCGUCACCUCCGCUCGGCUGGACGGCCUGCAGCCCGGGACCCUGUACACCAUCACCGUGGUAACAGAGGCUGUCGGCCUACGGAGCUCCGCCUCCAAACAGGCUGUCACAGUCCCAGCAGCAGUGUCAGAUCUGAGGCUGGACAACAACGGCAGCUCAGACAGUCUGCAGGCCUCCUGGGUGUCACCUGAGGGGGGUGUGGACAUCUACCUGGUGACCCUGUCGGCUCUGGGAUCGACCCCCCAGGAGCGCCGCCUGCCUCCCAACAUCACCAAAGUGGUCUUUGAGGGUCUGACCCCCGGUCGCAGCUACCAGCUGUGUGUCAGGACCACCGCUGGAGGACAGAGCUCAGAGUCCAGGACCAGCGGGAGGACAGUCCCUGAGCGAGUGUCGGCUCUCUUCAUGACGCCUCUACUUGACGGCAGGACGCUGAGGGUCAGCUGGUCGCCCCCCAGAGGUCACUGGGAGAACUACAGCAUCCUGCUGAGGAACGGCUCGGUGGUCCUGGCGAACCACACCGUCAGUAAACCGAGCAGACAGCACACGUUCUCCGUCCUCAGCCUGGGUCUGGUGCCGGGACGACUCUACACGGCAGAGGUCACGGUUCACAGUGGCAUUCUGGGUAACACGGCGCGCUGCUACGGACGACUGGCCCCCCGUCCCGUGCAGCAGCUGGUCGUCCGUCACGCUGAUGAAACCACUCUGAGCGUCCUGUGGAAUCGACCGGUCGGCGAGUGGGACGGCUUCACUGUGGUCCUCAGGCCGGCGGACCCCGCCACCGCCGUAGCCCAGAGGAUCCUCUCCUGGGAGGCCAGAGAGUGCACCUUCAACAUCCUCACCCCAGGACGCCUGUACACUGUCACUGUGACGACCAACAGCGGCAACCUGACCAGCUCGGCCUCUGUGACCGCACAGACCAGUCCAGCUCAGGUCACCAGGCUGCAGGUCUCCAGCGGCGGCAGCACCGACAGCCUGCAGGCGCAGUGGGAACGAGCCUCCGGAGACCUGGACUCUUACCGCGUCCUGCUGGUCCACGACAGCAGCGUCAUCAAGAACGAGAGCGUGGAGGCCGACGCCACCAGCAUCAGCUUCCACGCUCUGAGACCCGGAGCUCUCUACAGGGUGGUGUUAACCACCGUCAGAGCCGGACAGACCUCCAGACAGACUGUCGAAGAGGGGCGCACCGUCCCGGCUGCAGUGGGUGAGGUAACUGUCAGUAACAACGGUCGGAUGGACUUCCUCAGCGUGUCGUGGCGUCCGGCUGCAGGCGAGGUGGACAGCUACCUGGUGACCCUGAGCGACCGCGACAAGACGCUGCACACCGUGUCCGUCUCUAAAUCCAGUCCAGAGUGUGUCUUUAACUCGCUGGUGUCAGGACGUCUCUACAACAUCUCCAUCACCUCCCGCAGCGGCAUCCACCAGAACCACAUCUUCGUCCAGGAGAGAACACAGCCGUCGAAGGUGCAGAACCCGACAGCGACUCACGCUGCUCGUGACGACUACCUGAAGGUGUACUGGCGCCACGCGGCCGGAGACUUCGAUUUUUACCAGGUGUUCAUCAAACACAACAACAUGUUCCUGCAGAACAAGACGGUUCUGAAGACGCAGAACGAGUGUGUGUUUAGCGGCCUGGUGCCCGGCAGACUCUACACGGUACUGGUCAGCACCUGGAGCGGGAAAUACGAAACCAGCGCCUCCACCCACGGCAGGACCUUCCCAGCAGCAGUCCGGUCCCUGGCCCUGGCUGGCCGGGGAACUGAGGACCUGCGGGUGACGUGGUCGGCCGCUCCCGGUGACGUGGAUCACUACGAGGUGCAGCUGCUGUUCAACGACAUGAAGGUGUUUCCUCCGAUCACUCUGGGCAGCGGCGUGGAGGAGUGUGUCCUGUCGUCGCUCACACCUGGACGGCUCUAUAAGAUCCUGGUCUCUACCUUCAGUGGCCCCAACCAGAGGGCCCAGUUCAUAGAGGGCCGGACAGUUCCCAGCAAAGUGAAGAACAUCCACGUCAGUAACAGCGGCGACAGCAGCAGUCUGAAGGUGAGCUGGACCCCCGGCCAGGGCGACGUGGACGGAUACUCUGUGUUUCUGUACAGACAGAGCAGACAGCUGGACGUCCGGCCCGUCCUCAAACACCACAACGAGGUGACGUUCGGCUCCCUGCAGCCCGGACAGAUGUACAGCGUGACGGUUCAGUCGGUCAGCGGCGAGCUGCUGAACAACAACACGGCCACUGGACGCACAGUGCCCUCAGCAGUGACGGGUCUCCAGGUGGAGGACCUCCACUCCACCUGCAGCCUGCAGGUGAGCUGGCAGGAUGCUCUGGGUGUGUCUGACGGAUACGUCCUGCAGCUUCUGGACGACAGAGGCGGCCUGGUGACAAACUCCUCUCAGCCCUCUGGACACACGAGGCACAGGUUCGACGGACUCACCCCGGGAAAGAAGUACCGAGUCCUGGUCCAGACCACCAGCGGGGGAGUCCACAGCCUGGGGGUCAGCGCCGAGGCUCGGACACGUCCUGCAGCCGUCACUGAUCUGUCCAUUCAAGCCAACGGCACCAGCAGUCUGUCCUUCCGCUGGUCUCCACCAGAGGGAGAGUUUGACGUUUACGAGAUCUUCUUGUAUAAAAGUGACGACUCGCUGCAGGAGAGACGACGAGGCCAGUCCAGCAGUCAGCAGUGUUCCUUCCAGGGUCUCAGACCCGGAGCUGCAUAUAGGAUGGUGGUAGCGACCCACAGUGGGGACCAGAGCAACCAAUCGUCUAUCUGGGCCAGGACAGUCCCAGCAGCUGUGGCGUCUCUGAAGGCUCACAGUGGAAACCAGUCUGAUGCUCUGUGGGUGAACUGGGAUCGGGGUGGUGGUGAUCUGAGCGGGUUCCUGCUGACUCUCUACAACCCCGACGGCUCUCAGCGGGCUGAGCAGCAGCUGGGGUCGGAGGUCACCGAGUUCGUCUUCUCGGGCCUGGUUCCGGGUCGACUGUACCGAGCUGAGGUGCUGAGUCUGAGUGGAGAGCUGAGCAACAGAGCCAGCACAGUGGGCAGGACAGCUCCCAGACCUGCGACCUCCUUCCUGUUCGGGGGAGUCACCAACACCUCCCUGGAGAUCACCUGGAGCGGCCCCGUCGACUCCGACUACGACGACUUCGACCUGCAGUGGACUCCUCGAGACCGGCUGUCCGUCAUCAACCCGUACCACAGCCGCACCUCCGGCAGCCGCAUCCUGAGGGGGAUGUUCCCCGGGCGACUCUACACCUUCAGCCUCCGCACCGUCAGCGGAGCCACGGGGCCCGGGGCCACCUUCAGCACCCCCAUCCACAACAGCAUCCGAACCAAGCCGGAGCCAGUCCACAGCCUCCACUGUCGCCCCCAGAGCUCCACCUCCAUCUCCUGCUCCUGGGGCCCCCCGGAGGCCGACUAUGACUCCUACACGAUCGAGUGUCUCCACCAGGACUCCCGGAUCCUGGUCUACUCCAGACGCACCGGCCGAGACUCCACCGUCUACCUCAUCACCCAGCUGGAGCCCCACAAACGCUACACCGUCUCCGUGAAGGUCAUCUCGGACCGGAUGACCAGCGAGGAGGCUCAGGACAGCGUGAUCACCAUGAUCGACCGUCCUCCAGUGCCCCCCCUCACUACCCGGGUUAGUGACAGGUCCGCUGUGGUCACCAAGUCCUCCAUCUUCUUCAAGUUUAACUGCAGCUGGUUCAGUGACGUCAAUGGAGCCAUCCGGUUCUUCACUGUGGUGGUGACGGAGUCUGAAGGUUCUGACGACGUUCAGCCGGAGCAGCGGGACCCUCUGCCCUCCUACGCGGACUACAAAUCCAACAGCUCCAUUAAGUCCUACCAGACCAGCUACUUCCCCAGCCACUGCACCGAGGGUCCCGACAGCAGCUCCCACAGCUUUGAGAUGAGCGUGGGGACGGGGAUGGACUCGCUGGGAGGCUCCUGUGACCGCAGAGACUCAGACCUGGAUCCAGAGACCAGCGGCAGAGACCUGAACCUAUUCUGUGACGGACCACUGAAACCUAAAACUGCCUACAGGCUCAGUGUCCGAGCUUUCACUCAGCUGUUUGAUGAAGAGAAAAACGACUUGACCGUCAGCUCGCCUCUGUUCAGCGACACGUAUCUGUCGCUGCCUGUGGUCACCGAGGCUGAGCCUCUGAGCGGCGUCAUCGAAGGCAUCAGCGCCGGCAUGUUCCUCAUCGUCGUGAUGGUGGGAGUGACCGCUCUGCUCGUCUGCAGACAAAAGGCUCGCAAAGUUGUUGAAGAGAGAGCCACAGUCAGGAUGAGUGUGAGGAGAGAGAGGCCGACAUCAGGACUUCACCUGGGAGGCAGAGGCAACCGUCGGAUCUCAAGUCCCAUCAAGAUCCUGAACUUUGAAUGUCACUACAACCAACUGCAGGCUGACUCCAACUACCUGCUGUCAGAGGAGUACGAGGACCUGAAGGACGUCGGUCGUAAUCAGCCUCUGGACUCGGCUCUGCUGCCAGAGAACCGCGGCAAGAACCGAUACAACAACAUCCUGCCCUACGACUCGACGAGGGUGAAGCUGUCCUACGUGGACGAUGAUCCGUGCUCCGACUACAUCAACGCCAGCUACAUCCCCGGGAAUAACUUCCGCCGGGAGUACAUCGCCACGCAGGGUCCACUGCCGGGAACUAAAGAUGACUUCUGGAAGAUGGUUUGGGAGCAGAACGUCCACAACAUCGUGAUGGUCACUCAGUGUGUGGAGAAAGGCAGAGUGAAGUGUGACCACUACUGGCCCUUCGAUCAGGAUCCUCUGUACUACGGAGACCUGAUCGUCCAGAUGUUGUCGGAGUCAGUUCUGCCUGAGUGGACCAUACGAGAGUUCAACAUCUGCAGCGAGGAGCAGCUGAGCUUCACUCGACUGGUUCGUCAGUUUCACUACACGGUGUGGCCGGAUCACGGAGUCCCGGAGACCACUCAGUCCCUCAUCCAGUUUGUCCGGACCGUCCGGGACUACGUCAACAGGAGUCCUGGAUCUGGACCCACCGUGGUCCACUGCAGUGCUGGAGUGGGCCGUACAGGGACCUUCAUUGUUCUGGAUCGAGUGCUGCAGCAGCUGGACACCAAGGACACGCUGGAUAUCUAUGGCUCCGUCUUUGACCUGCGACUCCACCGAUCACACAUGGUGCAGACUGAGUGUCAGUAUGCGUACCUCCAUCAGUGUGUUCGGGAUGUUUUGAGAGCCAGGAAGCUCCGCAGUGAACAGGAGUACCUCCUCUGUCCCGUCUACGAAAAUGUGAACUACACCUGCCAAAGACAGACGCUGUGCACCAGACGAUAAAGAUUGUAUUGACCACUGAGCCAUAUGUUGAGCACUACAGGGAAACAGGGCAAUUAUAUUUCUAUACUAAUGUUUAUGUUUUAAACAUCAGCUGUUUCCAAACAAAGAAAACUUUAUGAUUAUUUAUGUAAGAUACUGGAUUAAUGUACAUAUACUUCAUUCUAUGUGUUUAUAUUUAAUAUUUCUAACAGCUGCUUUUUAAAUUAUGUCUUUGUGUUUUAUAGUAUAUGCAAAGUCUAUCACAUGCUUCUCUAAACACUGUAUGAUGAUGAGGAUGAUGAUGAUGAUGAUGACAUGUUGUCAACACACAGCUGAGUAGCAGCUUCAUCAGCAGUGAUUCGUUAUGAAUGGAUGGAUUACUGAGUCAGGGGCCCCAGAGCCAGACGCUUGUUAUGAAGGGACACUUAUUGGCCGUUUGCUUAAUAAUCAGUAUACAAACAUUUAAUAAAUUAGAACAUUUACAGUGUAUGCAGCUAUCAGAACACUUUCAAAUGUUUAUUAAUGUACCGUAAAAUUGACUAAUACUGUAUGAUAAUAUAGCUAGUGAUACUAUAGUACAGCUAGUAUGGUGUCUGCAGGUUUCUACCAAGGCGAUGCCCUGAGUAGUGUCUUCAGGCUUUGUCUCAGGAGUGUUCCUGAGUAGUGUUUUCAGGCUUCCAACCAAGGCCACCCUGCUUCGAGGUUUACUCAUUAUGAUGCCCUGAGUAUCAGAAAUAACCCCUGAGUAGUGUCUGCAGGCUUUAUCUCAGACCGAAGCCCUGGGCCAUGUGGCAGGCUUAUUUUGAGGCUGCAUACAGCAACAACAACCAUCCAGCAAUAAGACAAGGUGGAAUUUACUUAGUGUAAGCUGAAAGCAAAAAGAAGGACAAGAAGUCCUCCAAACCCUCUCUGCUGCCCAUUAAGCUUACUGUUGUGAGCACACUGUCACAACUGAAGGAGACUGAUGAGCUCAUCAGCAUUUUAUCAAGGCUUCUGUUCUCAUAUGUAGAUGUUAGCAGCUGGACAGUCAGAAGACUCUGUUUAAAGAGGUUUUAAUGAGUAAACGAGCCUGAAACUAGGUGAGUGGGGCAAAAAAUGUGAGUUUGAAAAUUGAGUUCCAUGUAGAAAUUACACAUUACAGUGUGGUCAACCUGCAAAUUGUUACUGCAAAGUGAAGCAAACAGAUCCAGAGUAAAGUAGUAUCUGUUAUUUAUGUGCAUGUUCUCUCACAACACAGUCAGAUCCUAAUGUUUCACAACAGAUAAAAGGGAUAAAGCCCCUGAAAACGUAGUUUCAAAUCUUGAAUAUUUGUCCAAAACAGUAAAUAUUCAUGAUGAUAUACAAUGAGCAAGAAUCGCAGCUCAAGUUUGGAUCAUCUGUAGGUUUUAUUUAUUCAGAGUUCAACACUUCAACACUGUGUUUUGAUCAGGUUUGACUGACAAAACAAGGUCAAACAGGACAAACUAAAAAUGUUCAUGUAGAACUCUGUCACUCGUAAUAAGAAUAUGUUUUCGUUAACGGUCAUGAAGGUGCAUUCAUGUUGUAGUGCUGUGCAGCCAUGGCAGGUUCUUGUAUCAGUGAAAUCAUAAAUGUAUGACAGAUAUCAUGUUAAAUGCGUGCUCUGUAUUUUUUUACCACAACAUUAACUGUACUUUAUUUUGUAAGAACAUAGUGUAUGUGAGAGCAGUUAAUUAAACACCAGAGAAGAUGUAGAAAUGUGUGAUUAUUCAUCCAUUAUCGAUGCUUACCUGCUCCAACACGACUGUAAACUCACAGUGAAGGAAUGUUUCAUUACAAACAGACUCACGUCGCUGUGUAGCAGUUUAUUCUCUGGUUUGAUAUAAAUUACACUGUGUAUGGGACAUGCGAUGACGCAUAUUUGUGGGUGUUUGAAUAAAACAAGUAAUUAUGUA